This is a messenger RNA of Sipha flava (yellow sugarcane aphid), 489 nucleotides long. RefSeq lists its product as uncharacterized. The coding region runs from base 1 to 489 and encodes 162 amino acids. The transcript has a single exon. NCBI's taxonomy places the organism in Eukaryota, Metazoa, Arthropoda, Insecta, Hemiptera, Aphididae. The record is from RefSeq and is a predicted model, not a curated record.
AUGACCAGCAAAGCCUUUCGUGCUUUGGGAUUCAUAAGGCGUCACUCUACUAAUUUUAGUUCUGCCAACUGCUUUCUAGCUCUUUAUAAUGCUUUAGUCCGUUCGGUCAUUGAAUAUGGGUCUAUUGUUUGGUCACCAUAUACCACAGUUGACAUUUCUCGGAUUGAUCGUGUACAAAACAGUUUUAUGCGUUUCACCGGUUAUUGCCUCAACAUUCCUCAUCCGCCACAUGAUUAUGGGCCAGUAAGCCAAGUUCUGAGACUAAUUCCCCUUUCUGUAAGGCGUGAUAAUUUUGAUAUCACUUUUAUUCAGCGUCUGAUCGAAGGUCAAGUUGAUGCCCCAAGACUACUUGGAGAACUUAGCUUUCGUAUUCCUAGUAACACUAGGCUUCAGUGUAAUUUUUAUAUACCCACCAAUAAAUCGAACUUCUCCAGGAAUGCCCCACUUAUAAGGAUGAUGCAUAAUGCAAAUAAUCAUAUAGACUACUAA